Messenger RNA from Arabidopsis lyrata subsp. lyrata, 2574 nucleotides. RefSeq lists its product as uncharacterized. NCBI's taxonomy places the organism in Eukaryota, Viridiplantae, Streptophyta, Magnoliopsida, Brassicales, Brassicaceae. The transcript is spliced from 2 exons. The coding region runs from base 1 to 2574 and encodes 857 amino acids. The record is from RefSeq and is a predicted model, not a curated record.
AUGGCAUGGUGGACUCAACUCAAAGAAUCUCGGCGUCGCUCAGGAAAAUCAAAAAUUGAUUCAUGGGAAAAACUUAAAAAAUAUAUGCGUCGAAGUUUUCUUCCUUACAAUUAUGAGCGCACAUUGUAUACAAAGCUGCAGAAUUUACGUCAAGGAUCACGCACAGUGGAUGAGUAUGCUACAGAUUUUUUUGAGAUGGUUGCUCGUACUACGUUACUUGAGACAGAAGACCAACUCGUUUCCAGAUUUAUUGGUGGUUUACGAACACAACUUCAAGUACCUUUGCAGCAAUUUAAUCCAACAACAGUUUCUGAAGCUCAUCAACGUGCGUUAGGGAUGGAGAUACAAUACCGAUCUAAUUGGGGCUCAACAGGUUCACGCACUCGCUUUCAACCUCAACUUCAAAGUGAAUUUAGUGUUACUCAGCCAACAGACUCUGUUGCGACACGUCCUAAUGUAUCAAAAGCAGGGGCUCCGGCUGAUUCAAUUGCUGCAUCUCGUCAGCCUCGAACUGGUGCUUUACGUUGCUACAGUUAUGGUGAGAAUGGACACAGACAGACUGCUUGCCCCAAUCAGACUCGUCGCGGACUACUUACUCAAGAAACAGAGGUCAAUGAUGAACCUCGCUUUGAUGACUACCUUUCGGAUUCAAACCAAGAACAUGAUAUCGAUAUCAUUGGAGGAGAUACAGGAAAUGGGUCACAAAUGUUGGUUAUUCGCCGGAAUUGUCUAAUGCCGCGAUCAACAAAAGAAUCAUGGCUCCGUACAGCCCUUUUCCGCUCCACAUGUACAAUCAAAGACAAAAUUUGCAAGAUCAUCAUUGAUUCUGGUAGCUGUACUAAUGCUAUUUCCGAAGAGGCUGUUCGUAAAUUAGGGAUAAAAUCAGUAUCUCAUCCUGCUCCCUACCCACUCGCUUGGCUCAAUAAUGGAACAGACAUCCGUGUAUCAAAACAAGCAUUGGUAUCAUUCUCCAUUGGCGUUUAUAAGGAUUCUGUGUAUUGCGAUAUACUGCCAAUGGACGCUUGUCAUCUCUUGUUAGGUCGCCCGUGGCAAUUUGACCGCGCCACAAAUCAUAAUGGAAAGGACAACACUUAUAGCUUCACGUUUGAAGGUCGUACGGUCACAUUACUUCCAUCUAAAGAAGUAACAGAGCUUUCUCCUCCAUCAUCACAUAUGCCUAUUCUUCAUUCGUCAUCACUUCCUUCACAGUCAUUAUUGAUUCUCCCUAAAUCUGCUUUUGAGAGUCAAAUAAGAGAAUCAGACAUGAUUUUGGUAUUGGUAGCGUCACCGUCUACAAAAUUCACGUUGUCAUCGGUUCCUCCCGCUUUUGAUGAGUUGCUAUCAGAAUUUCAUGAUGUCUUUCCGGAGACAUUACCUUCGGAGCUGCCACCAUUACGUGAUAUACAACACCACAUAGACCUUGUCCCUAAUUCAGUGUUACCAAACCGUCCGCAUUACCGAAUGAGUCCACAAGAGCAUGACGAGUUACGUCGCCAAGUAGAGGAGCUGUUAGUCAAAGGACAUGUUCGCGAGAGCCUAAGCCCCACUGCAGUUCCAGCCUUACUAAUCCCAAAGAAAGAUGGCUCUUGGAGAAUGUGCGUUGAUAGUCGCGCCAUUAAUAAAAUUACAGUUCGGUAUCGUUUUCCUAUUCCACGUUUGGAUGAUUUGUUAGAUCAAAUUGGGCGCUCUACCAUAUUCACGAAAUUAGAUCUCAAGAGUGGAUAUCAUCAAAUUCGAAUUCCGCCCGGAGAUGAAUGGAAAACGGCUUUCAAGACACGUGAAGGUCUAUUUGAGUGGAUGGUUAUGCCGUUUGGUCUCUCUAACGCACCUAGCACAUUUAUGCGUGUGAUGAACCAAUCUCUUCGUCCUUUUAUAGGGAAGUUCGUUGUUGUUUACUUUGAUGACAUUUUGGUGUUUAGUGACGAGUUGCAAAGUCAUUUGAAGCAUUUGGAGUCCGUACUUCUUGUUUUAAGACGAGAGAAACUGUUUGCUGCUCGACAAAAGUGCGUCUUUGGCGCAGAUCAGGUCUUGUUUCUUGGUUAUAUAGUGUCUUCUCGUGGCUUGGAAGUGGACCCUAGUAAGGUAGAAGCUAUCAAAUCAUGGCCUCCAUUUCGUGUGGUGUAUGGAAUUGUUCCACGUGGACCUGUGGAUUUAAGUGUCACACCAGAUGCUACUCGUGAUCACGGUCAAGCUGUGGAUUUUGUUAUCGACUUAUCAUUCAUUCAUGCACAAGUCCAUGACAAUUUACAGGUCUCAUCUGCCAAAUACAAGGCUGAAGCUGAUCGUCAUCGCCGUGAUGUUCAAUUUCGUGUGGGUGAUCUUGUGUGGGCAGUCUUGACACGCGAUCGUUUUGCUCCACGUGAUUAUAAUAAGCUUAAGGCGAGGAAGAUAGGACCUUUGGAGGUCUUGGAAAAAAUCAAUGCAAAUGCAUAUCGUGUUAAGCUUCCACCUCAUGUUCGUUGUUCCGACGUGUUUAACGUGAAACACCUUGUUCCAGACUUUUCACCAGAAGAACCUGAAGAUUCGAAGUCGAAUCUUCUUCUACCUGGGGUGACUGAUGCAGGGAGCAUCUAG